AUGGCUCAAAAUAUCAACCCUCACUACGCAUCGUCAUCUAAUCCCGCCAAACAGAGCGAGGACACGAUAAAAUUGAAAGACAAUCAUGCAGUUAGCAAACGAUUGCAGAAGGAAUUAAUGGAGCUGAUGCGAUGCGCUGACAAGGGAAUAUCCGCUUUCCCAGAGAGCGAGAACCUUUUCAAAUGGAUAGGAACAAUUAACGGUCCCCAGGAUACGGUUUAUUCCGGUCACAAAUACAAACUGUCCCUCGAAUUCCCCAAUUCAUAUCCCUAUGCCCCGCCUGUAGUUAAAUUCCUGACGCCCUGUUUCCAUCCGAACGUGGAUACGUGUGGUUUAAUAUGUCUAGAUAUAUUAAAAGACAAGUGGACGGCUUUGUACGACGUGCGCACUGUACUGCUGUCUAUCCAGAGCUUGCUGGCCGAACCCAACACGCAGAGCCCUCUGAACCAGCAGGCCUCGUACCUGUGGCCAAACCAGCCUGCCUAUAAGAAAUAUUUAGAAGAAUUUUAUAAUAAACACAAAGAUUCAUAG
This is a messenger RNA of Danaus chrysippus (African queen), 531 nucleotides long. NCBI's taxonomy places the organism in Eukaryota, Metazoa, Arthropoda, Insecta, Lepidoptera, Nymphalidae. The record is from the annotation of a GenBank genome assembly.